Molecule: messenger RNA, 564 nt
Organism: Seminavis robusta
Lineage: Eukaryota; Bacillariophyta; Bacillariophyceae; Naviculales; Naviculaceae
Source: the annotation of a GenBank genome assembly
AUGGCGUCCAACCGCAUUCGUUCUCUAAAGAAGCUGUCAGAGACGCAGAAGACGCGUCUAUUGGAAGUGCUGAUCGAGACGGCUCCACAAGAGACAGUGGAUCACGCAUUGGCCGAAGCCACGAAACCCCCCAUCUCGAUCGUUGAUGUGGACCUGGUGGCGCGUGUCUUUGGUGUCUUGGAGUGGACCGAAGUCCUUCAGGCCAGAGUCUGCAACAAAGAAUGGAAAGAAGCUGCCGAGAUCGCAGAAAUCCAGUGGUUUCUUGUUGCAGGUUUGAAGGAGGCACGCCAACUUGUUCGACUAUCAAGCGUGCUGCCAAACAUUUGCGGCAUCGGAUUGGACUGUGCCUUGGUCCUUGCUUGGUCAGUGUACGGUACUUGUGAGUAUUGCGAACAACCGCCCCAAAAGUUCAAAUACGAUUUUCGUGGUGAAGAUGAUUUGGUUGUGAACGCCUUGUCCAAAGUGCCAAAGCUUCAGAAAUUGGUCGUUUACCAGAAGCGAUGUGAUUGGCUUGAUGGAGCCUUGCCUGCUUCCCUCUUUGACUGCCCAAGUUGCAAAUUCUAG